CCCGCCGGCCCGCGCGGGGCCCGCUGUUGCCUAGGCGACCCGGAGGAAGGGCGGGCGCGCGCGGGCGGGCGGGCUCGCGCGCAGGUUUCGCCCCCGCCCCUCUCCUCGCCGCUGCCGGCUCCGCGCGAGGCGCGCGGCGGCCCGUCGGCGGAGCGGGGGCUUUGCGGGCGCCGGCGCCGCGGGCAGCAGGUCUCUCUCCACUUUACUCGUCUCACCUUUGUGAGUACCUUAUGUCAUGGUAACGAUCCUUUCGGCUAAGGCGAGUUGGACUCUGCUCCCUGUGGAGCCAUCAGAGCUAUCAGAAGAGCUUGCUGCCUGGCUGCGAGUUUCUCCUUCAGUCCUGGUGGCACGUUAUCUGGAAAAUCUGAGAAUGCAUUGACUAUGUUUUACCUUAUUAUAAGGUUAGAAGACGUGAUAUAAAGACUUGGAAAUGGCUUCACAAAACAUCCCACCUAGAAUGUUUGACAACAUGAGUUAAUUCUUGGAAGAGACUUUCUAAAGUCAACAAAGGGAGUCAGGACACAGUUCAAAUUGGAAAAUGGAGAACAAACCCCCAAACUUUGUUGACAAAGAGACCUAAUCUUGGAAGGCUAGAACUUCUGUGCAGAACAGCUUUAAUUAGUCAAAUACUGGAACCGCUGCUGAUUCAGUUGCAUCCUUCAGCAUGACCAAUCCUCAGCCUACAAUAGAAGGUGGUGUUUCAGAAGUUGAGAUAAUUUCGCAACAAGUGGAAGAAGAGACCAAAAGCAUUGCUCCUGUACAGCUUGUUAAUUUUGCUUAUCGAGAUCUACCUUUAGCUGCACUUGAUCUGUCUGUGGCUGGGUCCCAGCUUUUGUCAAAUUUGGAUGAGGAGUACCAAAGAGAAGGAUCUAACUGGCUAAAACCGUGCUGUGGGAGACGAGCAGCUGUGUGGCAGGUAUUUUUGCUCAGUGCAAGUCUCAACAGUUUCCUGGUAGCCUGUGUAGUAUUGGUGGUGAUUCUUCUGACUCUGGAACUCCUAAUAGAUAUAAAGCUUCUCCAGUUUUCAAGUGCAUCACAGUUUGCAGGAAUAAUUCACUGGAUCAGCCUAGUCAUCCUGUCUGUUUUCUUUUCGGAGACUAUUUUGAGGAUUGUGGUCCUUGGCAUAUGGGAUUACAUUGAAAACAAAAUAGAGGUGUUUGAUGGUGCUGUCAUAAUCUUGUCCUUGGCACCAAUGGUGGCCUCAACAGUGGCUAAUGGCCCCAGCAGCCCAUGGGAUGCUAUCAGCCUUAUUAUCACACUACGAAUAUGGAGGGUGAAGAGGAUCGUUGAUGCCUAUGUCCUUCCAGUGAAAGUGGAGAUGGAGAUGAUGAUUCAGCAAUAUGAGAAGGCAAAGGUUAUUCAAGAUGAGCAGCUGGAAAGACUAACCCAGAUCUGCCAAGAACAAGGGUUUGAAAUCAGGCAGCUGAGGGCCCACCUUGCACAGCAAGAUUUGGACCUGGCUGCAGAGAGAGAGGCUGCGCUGCAGGUCCCACAUGUGCUGAACAAACAGAGCAGCAAGAGAUACAAGGUGGUAGCGAUUGAAGAUUCGGAUGAUGAAGCCACUGAGAACAUCACUGAGUUGCGACCUCCACGAGAGGAUGACAUGAAUAAUUACAUCAGUCGAUACUACAAUGAGCCUAGCAGUGACAGUGGCAUCCCCGAAGCAGCCAUCUGCAUGGUCACCACCGCCGCCAUCGACGUCCAUCGCCCCAACAUCUCUUCCGACCUCUUCACAGUGGAGGUGCCGAUGCGCCUGGGCAGCACGGGGACGUCGGCCAGCAUCACCUCGGGCAGCGCCUCGCGGUCGACCGUCAGCUCGGGCACCCAGGCCUGCAGCGAGAUCAGCCAGACGCUGGGCUCCUCCCCGGACUGCAGCGAGGACGCUGCCAAGGCCGGUGCCAGCCCACAGGCCGACCUGGUGCCCGCGCAGCAGCGGGUAGCCCAGGCCAUGGUGCAGGAGCUGCUGUCGUCCCUGUCGGAAGAGGCCUGCCUGGCCCAGAAGGGGCUGGAUCCCGUCAACCUGAAGCUGCCCAGCCCGGCCUGCUCGGCGGGGGCCAGCCCUGACCUGGGCCACCGGCUCAGCGUCUACAACCGCAAGAACCAGGAGAGCCUUGACGUCUUCCAGCUCAAGCCGCUCAUCACCUGCCCGCAGGGCGCCCCGGCCAUCGAUGAGAAGUACGGGGCGCUGGGGCCCCCAGAGCCACGGCUGGGCAGGGUUCCGGAGGCGUAGGGACGCUCUGGGCAUGCGCUCAUCAUCACUGUGCUGGGGCACGAGGCUGCCACAGGCACGGCGACAGCACUGCAGGAAAGGCGUGAGAGCCGCGGCCUCCCCCGCAGCAGCCGCCAGCCCAGGGUGAAGCCAGCGUCGCCUCUGGGCCAGCCGGGCCCUACGGCGUCUUCUGCAGCACGAGGGCCCUUCCAGCAGUCUUAGGCCAACAUCGACCCACAGUGCCUGGGGGGACAGACGAGGGACCUGCCCUGCCCCCAGCCGGGCGGUGCUCCCGGGCACCGUGGGCCUUCCAGCAGUGCAGGGCCCAGCCCCCCCACGGCGCCCGGGGGCAGGACGGAGCUGCGGGACAGCCUGGCCCCCCGGCCUGACCCCACGCAGCGGCUGAGUGGGGCUGGGAAUAAACACUGACAAACGUA
Molecule: messenger RNA, 2646 nt
Organism: Falco peregrinus (peregrine falcon)
Lineage: Eukaryota; Metazoa; Chordata; Aves; Falconiformes; Falconidae
Gene: TMEM266
Product: transmembrane protein 266
Exons: 14
Coding region: 665-2230 (521 amino acids)
Biological process (GO): transmembrane transport; monoatomic ion transport
Cellular component (GO): plasma membrane
Molecular function (GO): voltage-gated channel activity; monoatomic ion channel activity
Source: RefSeq, a predicted model, not a curated record